AUGAGCUCGUUCUCUGCGUUCUCUGAGAUGUUUGGCUCCGAAUACGAGUCUCCAACUACCGGAGGUGGCGAUUAUUGUCCGACGCUGGCGACGAGCUGUCCGAAGAAACCGGCGGGUCGGAAGAAGUUUCGGGAGACUCGCCACCCAAUUUACAGAGGAGUUCGUCGGAGAAGCUCCGGUAAAUGGGUUUGUGAGGUGAGAGAGCCAAACAAGAAAUCGAGGAUUUGGCUCGGAACGUUCCCAACAGCUGAAAUGGCAGCGCGUGCUCACGACGUCGCCGCCAUAGCCCUCCGUGGCCGAUCCGCUUGCCUCAAUUUCGCUGACUCGGCUUGGCGGCUCCGUAUCCCGGAAUCAACGUGCGCGAAGGAUAUCCAGAAGGCGGCGGCUGAAGCAGCGGUGGCGUUUCAGGCUGAGAUGAGUGGUACGACGACGGAUCAUGUCCUGGACAUGGCUGCGGCGGCGACGACGUUGGAGCUAGCUAUGGAAACGGCGGAACAGAGCGAAGAGUUUUUGUUAUAUGGACGAUGA
This is a messenger RNA of Microthlaspi erraticum, 528 nucleotides long. The record is from the annotation of a GenBank genome assembly. Lineage: Eukaryota; Viridiplantae; Streptophyta; Magnoliopsida; Brassicales; Brassicaceae.